Aspergillus wentii DTO 134E9 is the source of this 1101-nucleotide messenger RNA. Its product is annotated as diacylglycerol acyltransferase type 2A. Gene Ontology annotation, molecular function: diacylglycerol O-acyltransferase activity. Gene Ontology annotation, biological process: triglyceride biosynthetic process. The coding region runs from base 1 to 1101 and encodes 366 amino acids. NCBI's taxonomy places the organism in Eukaryota, Fungi, Ascomycota, Eurotiomycetes, Eurotiales, Aspergillaceae. Gene Ontology annotation, cellular component: endoplasmic reticulum membrane. The record is from RefSeq and is a predicted model, not a curated record. The transcript has a single exon.
AUGGAAAGAGAGCCAGGUAACAAAAUAAUUACACUAUUUGCCUCAGUUUUGGCCUCACUGACAAUCACCUUCAGUAUUCACUGGGCACCACUGAACAUUGGCAUCGAGCGACGCCUACAGACUUUUGCCGUUUUAUGCCAUACUCUGACCAUUGCUAUAUUCCUGACUUGCUUUUUUUUUACAUGUGCUAUACCGUUGUUCUGGCCCUUCUUACUGCCUUAUCUCGUUUACAUAUCUCUUUUUUCCACGGCAGCUACUUCUGGUACACUCCGUGGCAGGAGUAAUUUCCUCCGUUCUCUUCGCGCCUGGUCACUCUAUGCCUCGUAUUUCCCGGCUCGACUGCAUCGUUCAGAACAUCUCAUCCCAACACGGAAGUAUAUCUUUGGUUAUCAUCCACAUGGGAUCAUUUCUCACGGCGCAUUUGCAUCGUUUGCGACAGAGGCGCUCGGAUUUUCUAAGCUCUUCCCGGGCAUAACCAACACCCUCCUUACUCUUGAUUCGAAUUUCCGAAUACCAUUCUAUAGGGAGUAUGCUCUUGCCAUGGGGCUUGCGAGUGUUUCUCGCGAGUCUUGUGAAAAUAUACUUACUAAAGGCGGCACUGAUGGCGAGGGUAUGGGGCGGGCCAUCACAAUUGUCAUUGGCGGCGCGCGCGAAUCUCUUGAUGCAUUGCCACAUUCAAUGCGUCUUGUACUGAAACGGCGCAAAGGAUUUAUAAAGUUGGCAAUCCGAACUGGUGCUGAUCUUGUACCAGUGCUCGCAUUUGGAGAAAACGAUCUCUAUGAGCAAGUGCGCUCAGAUCAACACCCUCUCAUACACAAACUUCAGAUGCUCGUCAAGCAUACCAUGGGAUUCACUAUCCCACUUUUCCAUGCACGUGGUGUUUUUAAUUACGAUGUUGGCUUGAUGCCUUACCGCCGGCCGCUAAAUAUUGUCGUCGGGAAUCCCAUCCAAGUAAUUCAACAACAGAACAGGGAGGAAAUUGACGAUGGCUACAUUAAUGAACUUCAUGAUCGAUAUGUGCAAGAACUGCAGCGACUGUGGGAACAAUGGAAAGACGUUUUUGCGAAAGAUAGGGCAGCAGAUAUUGAGAUUGUCGCAUGA